Messenger RNA from Saxophila tyrrhenica, 711 nucleotides. RefSeq lists its product as uncharacterized. Lineage: Eukaryota; Fungi; Ascomycota; Dothideomycetes; Mycosphaerellales; Extremaceae. The coding region runs from base 1 to 711 and encodes 236 amino acids. Gene Ontology annotation, molecular function: protein binding. The transcript has 2 exons. The record is from RefSeq and is a predicted model, not a curated record.
AUGGCGUGGCAAUCGCAGAGAGGUGACAUGUCCGGACUCUUCCAUUCGACAGAGUUCUCCGACCUCACUAUCAAGUGCGGAGGUCGUGAGUGGCCGGCGCACAAAGCAGUGCUAUGCACCAGAUCCGAGUAUUUCCAUCGUGUGGUCACCAGCGGCUUCAAGGUUCGAAGCAUAUCCGUGGCGAUGCUUUUGUGCACGGCUGACAAUUGCUCCCAGGAGUCGGAGAGUGCAGUAGUCGAGCUACGCGAUGAUGAUCCGGACGUGGUCCACCUCAUGCUGGGUUGCUUGUAUCGCGGUACUAUCGAACUAUCGCCAUUCCGCGAUCCAAGCACGUUGCCCGAACUCUGCAUGAGCCUCUUCGUGCUUGCCGACAAAUACCUCUUGCACGACCUCGAGAAGCCUAUGAUAGAGGAGUUCAAAUGCAAAAUCCAAAGGCUGCCAACGGAGAGCUUCGCCAGGGUUGUUAACACGGUCUACGAUAUGGAAGGGGAGGCGAGCGAGCCUGUGCGAAAAGCUGUCGUUGAUGUCGUCACAUACGUUCCUCCGUCCGCCGCGGAGAGAUGGACGCGGCGCCAUGCUCAAGAUACCGCGCCCGGGUGGAGUGUACCGCCAGGAUACUCGCUUGGGCGAGUACUAAGGCAAGCACCCAAAGAGUUCGCUGUUGAGGUGGCUGAAAGACUGAGAAAGGCACUGGAAGAUGCAAAGCGCUGA